ACUGUUACCAUCAGCAGUUUAUUGAUUGGCUAAAACUAAUGUAACCUUAGUUGAGGCGGUAUGUUCGUAAUUGGUGUUUGCAAUAAAAUUAAUUAGUCACAAUCUAAUUUUUAACAAAGUGCUUCGAUAAAGAAUUUUUUUCGUAUAUUCAAAAAAAUUUAAAGCAAACUGUAUAAUCAUACAAAUACAGCUAUCACCAUGAUGCUGGGGAGAAAACAGAGCCUGAAAGGGGAGAUGCUGCAGGCCGAUUACGGACCAGAGGAAUCUCUGAAUGAAAGUGCGGAAAUCGAGUGGGUUAAUAUGCUGUGGGUGCGUCGCCUCAUGAGGUUCUGCGCGCUGCUGAGCCUGCUGUCUGUCAGCCUCAACACCCCCAAGACGUUCGAGAGGCAUCCUCCCCUCCAGUACAUCACCUUCUGCUGCGACCUGGUCAUCACGUUCCUCUUCACCGCGGAGAUGAUAGCCAAGAUGCACAUUCGGGGCAUUCUGCGGGGCGACGUCCCGUACCUGAAGGACCACUGGUGCCAGUUUGACGCCAGCAUGGUGUUCUUCCUGUGGGUGUCCGUCAUCCUGCAGAUGUUUGAGAUGCUGAGCAUCGUGCCUCGGUUCAGCUACUUGUCCAUCCUGAGGGCGCCUCGCCCCCUCAUCAUGAUCCGCUUCAUACGCGUCUUCCUGAAGUUCUCCAUGCCCAAGUCUCGCAUCAACCAGAUAUUCAAACGAUCGAGCCAGCAGAUUUACAAUGUCACGUUAUUCUUCCUCUUCUUCAUGUCCCUGUAUGGACUGCUGGGUGUCCAGUUCUUCGGUGAACUGAAGAACCACUGUGUCCUCAACAGCACUGACCCUGACCACAUCACUAUCAACAGUCUGGCCAUCCCUGACACAUUCUGCUCUGUGGAUCCAGACUCCGGCUACCAGUGUCCUGUUGGCAUGAAGUGCAUGAAACUGAACUUUUCUCGAUACAUCAUGGGCUUCAAUGGCUUCGAUGAAUUUGGGACCAGCUUCUUCACGGUGUACCAGGCAGCGUCCCAGGAGGGCUGGGUGUUCAUCAUGUACCGCGCCAUCGACAGCCUGCCCGGCUGGCGGGCGGCGCUCUACUUCAGCACCAUGAUCUUCUUCCUGGCGUGGCUGGUGAAGAACGUGUUCAUAGCGGUGAUCACGGAGACCUUCAACGAGAUACGCGUGCAGUUCCAGCAGAUGUGGGGGGUACGCGGCCACAUCGCCAGCUCCUCCGCCUCGCAGCUGCUGACGGGCAACGACAGCGGCUGGAAGCUGGUGACGCUGGACGAGAACAAGCACGGCGGCAUGGCGCCGGAGGCGUGCCAUGCGAUCCUGCGCUCCGCCACCUUCCGCCUGCUCGUCAUGUGCGUGAUCCUGGCCAACGGGGUGGUCACCGCCACCAUGCACUUCAAGCACGACGAGCGGCCCCGCCACGUCUUCUACGAGAAGUACUACUACAUUGAGGUUGCCUUCACCAUAUUCCUGGACCUGGAGACGCUGUUCAAGAUCUGGUGCCUGGGGUUCCGCGGCUACUACAAGCACUCCAUACACAAGUUCGAGCUGCUGCUGGCCGUGGGGACCACCCUGCACAUCUUCCCUGCUCUCUACUUGUCGGGCCUCACCUACUUCCAGGUGCUCCGCAUCGUCCGGCUGAUCAAGGCGUCGCCCAUACUGGAGGACUUCGUGUACAAGAUAUUCGGUCCAGGAAAGAAGCUGGGGAGCCUUAUCAUCUUCACCAUGUGCCUGCUGAUCAUCUCAUCCAGCAUUUCUAUGCAGCUGUUCUGUUACCUCUGCGACUUCACCAAGUUCGAGAGCUUCCCGGAGGCAUUCAUGUCCAUGUUCCAAAUCCUGACCCAAGAGGCCUGGGUGGAGGUGAUGGAUGAAACUAUGCUGCGGACUAGAAAGACUCUGACGCCGCUAGUUGCAGUCUACUUUAUUCUCUACCACUUGUUCGUCACAUUGAUCGUGCUGAGCUUGUUCGUGGCCGUGAUCCUGGACAACCUGGAGCUGGACGAGGACAUCAAGAAGCUGAAGCAGCUCAAGUUCCGGGAGCAGAGCGCCGAGAUCAAGGAGACCCUGCCGUUCCGGCUGCGCAUCUUCGAGAAGUUCCCCGACAGCCCUCAGAUGACGUGCCUGCACAAGGUUCCCUCCGACUUCAACCUGCCCAAGGUACGAGAAAGCUUCAUGCGCCAGUUUGUGUUUGAGGUGGAAGAAGAGAAGCAGGAGGGCAGUGUGAAGAAGGUGUACGAAGCGUUUGACUCGAAGAUGGUGUAUCGCAAGAAGAGGCCUGUCAAGAUCCUCACCAACACGCCCAAAGUGCGCAGUGUCAGCACCAAUCUGCGCAAGGCGGCCGUCAACUACAUCAUCAACGACUCCAACAACCAGCGACUGCUGCUCGGAGACUCAGCGAUGAUACCUGUCCCGGGUGGCAAGAGUCCGCUCAAGCCUCAGGGGACGGUCAGCAGUGCGAAACAGCUUCGUUUCGAUCAGAAGAAUUGUUUGCGCAGGUCCAUUCGCCGGAGCGUUCGUAGCCCAUCCAUCAAACUGAAGCAGACGUACGAGCACCUCAUGGAGAACGGUGACAUCGGGGCGACGAACCGCGUGAGCUCUUCCAGGAGUCGGCCCCAGGACCUGGACAUCAAGUUGUUGCAGGCCAAGCGACAGCAAGCGGAAAUGAGGAGGAACCAGCGGGAGGAGGACCUGCGAGAGAACCACCCUUUCUUCGACACGCCGCUGUUCGCCGUCCCGAGGGAGAGCAAGUUCCGCAAGAUCUGCCAGCUGAUAGUGUACGCCCGUUACGACGCGCGCCUCAAAGAUCCUCUCACCGGCAAGGAGCGCAAAGUCCAGUACAAGCGUUUGCACAACUUCCUGGGGCUGGUGACGUACCUGGACUGGGUGAUGAUCUUCGUGACAACGCUGUCGUGCAUCUCCAUGAUGUUCGAGACGCCCAGCUACCGCGUGAUGGACGAGCCGCUGCUCCAGAUAGCCGAGUACGGCUUCGUGAUCUUCAUGAGCCUGGAGCUCGCCCUGAAGAUCCUCGCCGACGGCCUCUUCUUCACGCCGAAGGCUUACAUCAAGGACGUGGCCUCCAUGCUGGACGUCUUCAUUUACGUGGUCAGCCUGGUCUUCCUGUGCUGGAUGCCGAGGAACGUCCCCCCAAACUCUGGGGCCCAGCUGCUCAUGAUCCUGCGCUGUGUGCGGCCGCUCAGGAUAUUCACGCUGGUCCCGCACAUGCGCAAGGUUGUGUAUGAGCUGUGUCGUGGCUUCAAGGAGAUACUGCUGGUGUCGAUCCUCCUCAUCGUGCUGAUGUUCGUGUUUGCGAGCUACGGGGUGCAGUUGUUCGGGGGCCGGCUGGCCCGGUGCAACGACCCCACCAUCGCGCGGCGCGAGGACUGCGUGGGGGUGUUCCUGAGGCGCGUCUUCGUCACCAAGAUGAAGCUCCAGCCGGGGGAGGACGAGUCGUACCCCGCCAUGCUGGUGCCGCGGGUCUGGGCUAAUCCUCGUAGGUUUAAUUUCGACAAUAUUGGGGAUGCCAUGCUGGCUCUCUUCGAAGUGCUGUCCUUCAAGGGCUGGCUCGAUGUCAGGGACGUGCUGAUCAAGGCCCUGGGACCGGUUCAUGCUAUCUACAUACACAUCUACAUCUUCCUGGGCUGCAUGAUUGGCUUGACGUUAUUUGUCGGCGUUGUGAUCGCCAAUUAUUCUGAAAACAAGGGGACAGCACUACUGACAGUUGACCAGAGGCGUUGGUGCGAUCUCAAGAAGAGACUGAAGAUAGCUCAGCCGCUGCACCUGCCACGACGGCCGGACGGGAAGAAGAUACGCGCGCUGAUGUACGACAUCACACAGAACAUCAUGUUCAAGCGUUUCAUCGCGGUGACGGUGCUCAUCAACAGCAGCCUCCUGUGUGUGUCGUGGCGAGAAGACAAGGCCCACACCCGCCUCCUGGCCACGGUGAGCACCGUCCUCACGGUCGUAUUCGUGGUCGAGGUGGUGAUGAAGAACAUAGCCUUCCUGCCGCACGGCUACUGGCAGUCGCGGCGCAACCGCUACGACCUGCUGGUGUCCGUGCUGGGGGUCAUGUGGGUCUUCAUCAACGCCACCUUGCAGAACGACCUGUCGUACUCCAUUGGCUUCAUGGUGGUCAUACUGCGGUUCUUCACCAUCACGGGCAAGCACGCCACUCUGAAGAUGCUCAUGCUGACCGUUGGUGUGUCCGUGUGCAAGAGCUUCUUCAUCAUCUUCGGCAUGUUCCUGCUCGUCUUCUUCUACGCCCUCGCUGGCACCAUCCUCUUUGGGACCGUCAAGUACGGAGAGGGAAUCGGCAGGCGGGCGAACUUUGAGUCCCCGGUGACGGGCGUGGCGAUGCUGUUCCGCAUCGUGACCGGGGAGGACUGGAACAAGAUCAUGCACGACUGCAUGGUCCAGCCCCCGUACUGCACCCCGGCCGACAACUACUGGGAGACAGACUGCGGCAACUUCACCGCCUCCCUCGUCUACUUCUGCUCCUUCUACGUCAUCAUCACCUACAUCAUGCUCAACCUGCUGGUCGCCAUUAUCAUGGAGAACUUCUCGCUGUUCUACUCGAACGAGGAGGACGCCCUGUUGUCCUACGCCGACAUACGGAACUUCCAGAACACGUGGAACAUGGUCGACAUCCACCAGCGGGGCGUGAUCCCGGUCCUCAGGGUGAAGUUCAUCCUGCGACUGCUGAAGGGGAGGCUGGAGGUGGACCCCCAGAAGGACCGGCUCCUCUUCAAGCACAUGUGCUACGAGCUGGAGAAGCUGCACAACGGGGAGGACGUCACCUUCCACGAUGUGCUCAACAUGCUGUCGUACCGGUCCGUCGACAUCCGCAAGGCCCUGCAGCUGGAGGAGCUGCUGGCGCGGGAGGAGUUUGAGUACAUCAUCGAGGAGGAGGUGGCCAAGCAGACCAUCCGCAACUGGCUGGAGGGCUGCCUCAAGAAGAUCCGGGCCGGCGCCAUCAGCAAGCAGCACAACAGCCUGAUAGACAGCCUGCGCGCCACCAACACGGAGCUGGUCGCCGCGCCGGACCACGGACAGGAGGAGGGUCAGUCCAAGGACAGCAGCCAGGAGCGCGACAGCGAGGGGGAGCCCAAGGACGCAGAGGGCAGAGCGGCAAGAGCCAGCAAGAAGAACGUGGUCAUCCCUCGGUCAGACAGUUUGGGCAGCACCUCCGGGCGCAAGUACUUGGCUCCGACCCUUUCCGACCCGUCCGUUCGCACCGAGAAGGAGCGCUCAGGGCUGAAGAAGAGGAACAACCGGUCGCAGAGCAGCAGCAAGAACAACCUGCCUCACCUGACCGAAGGAACGGAGCCCGGGAGGCCGCAGCACGAGCCGCUCGCGAACAAGACGAACAUCUCGCGGGUGUCGAGCGUCAUGCUGGAGAUCAGGGAUUGGUGGAACGAGCAGCUGUCCUACAACACUCAGUCCAGCGACGAGGAGUAGCGCGGGGCCAGGCGGGUGAAGAUGCGUGCCAUACCUGAACAUCUGUCAACCAUUAGUGUCACCUUACGAUACUGUUGAUUACAGUUGCAGCUACAAUUCUGUUUGUCAUUAAAAGUCUGUACACGAAAAGUUCGUUGACAAAAAUACGGAUCUAACCUAGUGUCACUCCUUUAAGACCUACAACCCGAAUCUUAUGUUUUUAUCAUGGAGUCAGGUAAACAAACUGGGGCGUCUAAGAUGGAAAUUAGAGACAAUCACUGUUCUGACCCAGUCCCCAGACUGCGGACAUCUCCAUAAAAAUUGGCUUUCGAGUAUUUCCGACCAGUCAACCACUGUCACACUGAGACAAACAAUGUGUAACACCUGGGAGUAUGCAUACAAAUAUACC
Messenger RNA from Bacillus rossius redtenbacheri, 5848 nucleotides. It is a transcript of the gene na, whose product is annotated as sodium leak channel NALCN. The coding region runs from base 199 to 5460 and encodes 1753 amino acids. Gene Ontology annotation, biological process: positive regulation of synaptic transmission, GABAergic; monoatomic ion transport; transmembrane transport. Gene Ontology annotation, molecular function: monoatomic cation channel activity. The record is from RefSeq and is a predicted model, not a curated record. The transcript has 31 exons. Lineage: Eukaryota; Metazoa; Arthropoda; Insecta; Phasmatodea; Bacillidae. Gene Ontology annotation, cellular component: plasma membrane.